Lates calcarifer (barramundi perch) is the source of this 4189-nucleotide messenger RNA. It is a transcript of the gene il22, whose product is annotated as interleukin 22. Gene Ontology annotation, cellular component: extracellular region. The record is from RefSeq and is a predicted model, not a curated record. Bases 3137 to 3787 code for a protein of 216 amino acids. The transcript has 6 exons. Lineage: Eukaryota; Metazoa; Chordata; Actinopteri; Centropomidae.
GUUUUUAUACUUAAGUUCAUAACAGUGGCUCAGGGUUCAGUGUUCAGGGUCAUUGUCCUGCUGAACUUCAGCUGGAGGACUCAGCAGGACAUUAUCCUGUAAGAUACAUUGAUAAACUUCAUUUUCCCCUUGAUGAUGUUGAGCUGUCCAAACCCAGACACAGUAAAAUCCCAAAUCAUGUUGACUCUGGACAGGUGUGUUUUGUAAUUGUGUGGUGGCAGAAGCAAACCCCUGGAGCCUCUGUGUGUAGCAGAUUAAUCAGUGUCUAAAUUGCUCAUGAGUGUGAAUAUUUUGUUUGUAGUGUUGUAGUUUGUAGUUUCAUAUGCCCCGUAACUGACAUGACCUCACAUUGUUACCUCACCACAGACCGUUGGUGGAUUGGGCGACUGCAACAUGAGGUUUUCUCCAGCAAAGCAACUGGAAACUAUUACUUUAUUCAGGUUUUUCCAUUUGUCACCCAUCUGUAUUUUCUACAUAAACACAUAUCUGAUAUUUAUGUGGGUUUUCUGCUUUUACACACAGAUUUUUUAAUUCAGAUCACAUUAAUAUUCAAUUUUUCCCCCAAUUUUGAAAACAGUAGCUCUGGUUUCAAUAAAAAAAAAGUGCAACAACCUGAACAACAACCUGCAGGCCUCUGAACACAUCACAGCCAUCUGCAUCAUCAAGGGAACAACAACUUCCUGAAUUAUCAUGAAAACACAGUUAAAAAUAUCCUCUGACCCUGUUCAGCAGAGUCUGGAGGACGAGGUCUCUCUCUGAAAUCCUCUCUGGAGUUACCUCUGAACUUCCAGCAGCUCUGCAGGUCUCAGUCACUGCUGUUCAUCUGCGGUUAUUUCCCUUUCAUUGUUAACUGGGUGUUCCACUUCAGAUCUUCCUCACUAUGAACAUGUUGCAACAUGUCAUGAGUAAUGUGACGCAGAGAUGUUGUAAAACACGAUUUGAUGACUUUAUGGAACCAGUGAAAAAUAUUCGUGCAGAAAGAAAACAGCAGUUUGACAGUAAAGUGGAAAUAUUAUUUCUGUCUGAGUUGAGUCUGAUUAAAAUGCUCUGGUAGAAACUGGUCUUUGGUUGAAGGAUGUCUGCAGCUGUGAAGACUUUAAUCCUGUUAUCAGUCUCUGAGGAAUUCACACACCCACACCCGACACAAUAAAUGAAAAAUCAAAUAGAAAAAUGACCCUGCCACUCGAUCCUUCAUUUCUCAACCCGGAAAAAAUCCUGAUGGGAAAAUACUGAGACAGAGAAGGAUAUCUGGGUAUUACUGUUGUGUGGGGUUUUCAUCACAGGCCCACAGGAACAGACACUACUACAAUAUCACUGAUGUGGCAUGAGAUUGACGGAGUUGAUACCUGUCAAACAGGACUUCCUCCUGGAGGAGCAGCCAACUCUGGAUGCUGGCUCUGUUGUGGGGUUCCCCAGGGGUCGAUCCCAGAUCCCAGACAUGUCAAUGAUUUUCACUGUGAUUUCCCUCUUCCUGAUAUUAACUGAUGCUUGUCUUACAGGUUUAAUCAUGAGGUUCUUAUAAUGUCUCUUUCUCAUGCAUUGAUAAAAGUGAUAUUUUUAUAGUAAAAGUGCAACAAAUGACAACAUGAAAACAAAGUUGCUUGUAGUGAUGAACCUGCAGAGAAUUAUCAGCUGAAUCUGCAGCUCCACUUGAGCUUGAGCUCAGCUCAUUGUGUAUUUGUCCAGACCACUGCUUUACAAGCUGUAAAAAAUCCACUGUCCACAACCUGCUCAGCAGCAAAUAGCAGACAGACACAGUCAGAAAGCAGCUGAACAUAGUGAAGCAUUUAGCAGCUGAAGAGCCAGAUAUUUCCCUCAAGAGGUGGUGGAGACCAAAACAGAGCAAAAAGAGAGGGAAUACUGGACAAAAACGACUGCAAAUGAAUGAUAAUAUUGCUCUGUAACUAAUAGAUGUGGAAAUACAUUCACAAAUCAGUCAUACGAACUUAAGAGGUGAUGAUAUGCCACUGCUGAAAACUUGUUUCUUCUGCUCCCAAGUGGCUAAACAAAAAAUUUGUUAUUGCAGGUUUAAGGUCAACAUCACUACAACCCAAAACUGAUUUUUGGUUUGGCCACUUGGGGGCAGCAGAAACAAGUUGUCAACAUUGACGUAUCAUGUUGAUAUGAUUUUUUAUUUUUAUGUUGAUAUGACUGAUUUGAGAACUUAUUUCCACAUCCAGCAGUUACAGAGCAAUGUUAUCAUAUUCAGAGUCAUUUAAGGCCAGUAUUCCCUCUCUUUUAGCUGUGCUUUUGGCCUCCACCACCUCCCGAGGAAAAUAUUUGGCUCAUAAAUAUCAGUCCCGAAUAAAAACAUCAGAUCUGUGUGGAGUGAUGCGGAGACUGGGGCCUCCCUCACAUUAAGGGCCUGUGAUUACAGGCUGCUGGAGGCGCCCAUGGCCAAAAUUUUUUGUUUGGCCACUUGAGCAAUUCUCUCAAGCAUUUAUUGUCGUAAUUGCAGUAUUGCAGUUUCUUUCCUCUGAAACAUCUCCCUCCACUCUCUUGUUUUCAAAUACUGAUCGUAGUAACUUUUCCAGGAUCAGCUUCUCCUCCAGCAGUGCUGAUGGUGUUGAUAUCAUAAGUCUAAGAGAAAGGAUUACAUUCAGGAAUGACUGUAAUUACUCUCACUGCCAGAGGAGGGAGACAAAAGUUUCACACUGCAGGUUUAAAACGUAGCUUCGCUUUAAUACCAAAACUAACACACUCCUUUAAUGCACCUUGUAGUCAUUUAAAUGUUGCAUAAUUAAAGGAUAAUUACACCACCACUGAAGAGUUGUAAGUGUUACAUAAUAUGACAAAAAUAAACUGACUAUACAAACAUCUAAUCUGAGCAAAUCUACUGUCAUAGGCUUUCCUUUGUUCUGUCUGAAGGAAGUUUAUAUAACACAAUGUUCCUGCUUCUAAUCCACCAGGGAGUACACACACACACACACACACACACACACACACAUGCAGAAAAAAGAGGAAAUGAUGUCACUGGAGAAGCACAAUAAAAAUGGUCUUAUAGCAAAUCGAUGACAAACACUAUUAGAGGUAGUCGUCACAACUUGACUGACAGUUAAUUUCCUCUUUAUGUAAUUGACAGUAAACACAGAUUGUACCAGCUCAGCACUGACCUGUGUGUGUGUGUGUGUGUGUGAUGGGGUUUUUUGGCUGGUUACCUGUCCUAUAUUUCUGCAGAGGGGGCGGAGGGUUGAUCUGUAUAAAGAGACAGGGCAGAGAGACAUCUUCACAACAGCAUCCACUGACAGCCAGCGCCAUCCUCAUUCUCCUGCCGCUGCUUCUGAUGGGCUGGGCCGAGCAGGCAGCAGCGCACCCUGUUGACCGCCCACUCAGCCAGCCUCUACGAAACCCGGAGACAUACCAGGCUGUCCGGGAAAUGUCGCAACAUGCUCAGGGGAUGCAGACAGAGGACGACUCCAGCACCAGACUGAUGCCCAAAGUCAACACUGACCAGGACCACCUGAAGAUCUGCUGCCUCCAUGCCAACAUCCUGGACUUCUACCUGAACAAUGUCCUGCGUCACAGUGACAACGGGCAUCCCAAAAUGCACCGGCUGAAGACUGACCUCACCCGAGUCAGCGAGGACCUGCAGGCACAUGGAUGUAAUGUGACUCACUACCACGAUCAUCAUCACAUCGUUGAGUUUCGCAACAAGCUCACCAAGUUGGGUGGUGAGCGAGGUAUUAACAAAGCCUUGGGAGAGAUCGACAUCCUGUUCACCUACCUGCAGGACUUCUGCAUCCAGCCCAAAAACUCCACCACUGCCGUCGCCGCUGCCGCACUCUGAUGCCUCAACUGUUUCUACUGUUUUUACUGAACACUGAGCAGAGAGACGCUUUUCUAUUUAUCAUAUUUAUCAUCUUUUAUACCAUCCACUUUUAUAAUUUUAUUUAUUCAUGUGUUUUAUUUGGAAAAAUAUUUAAUAUUUUUUAUAUUUAUAAAAAUUAUAUAUUUAUAAAAACUGGAGUAUGACUGAUUAGUUAUUGAUCUAUUUAUUGAUUAGAAUGUUUUAAUACCCGAGCUGAAAGGACUCUGGUGUUGAUCAUGUUGCCAUGUUAUGGCUGAUUAUUUUCAAAGGUGUUACAGUAUUUAAAUGUUCAUCAUUACACUCAGACUGUUGGACACACUGUGGAUGUUUCUGAAUGGAUUGUGUGUUACAAGAUUUACUUGAAAAUAAAUAAAGUUUGGU